Messenger RNA from Cryptomeria japonica (Japanese cedar), 1865 nucleotides. RefSeq names its product calreticulin-3. The coding region runs from base 184 to 1530 and encodes 448 amino acids. Gene Ontology annotation, molecular function: calcium ion binding. The transcript has 14 exons. Gene Ontology annotation, cellular component: endoplasmic reticulum membrane; endoplasmic reticulum. Lineage: Eukaryota; Viridiplantae; Streptophyta; Pinopsida; Cupressales; Cupressaceae. The record is from RefSeq and is a predicted model, not a curated record. Gene Ontology annotation, biological process: protein folding.
UGUUCUUAACUAGUGCACACUUCAGGACAUUGACGGCCAAUGGAGAACGACACAUGCGCUGUUAGACAGAGAUGAUUGGCUGCCGGGAGUAAGAGCUGCACUCCCGUUAACAGUCACAGUGGAAGUUGGCCUUGAGGUCAAGGUCUUGGUAGACCAGAAGAUUCAUUGACUUGGGGCAGUGAUAUGUGUUUAUAUUUUCCCCUUGUGUCAUUCUACCCAUUGCACAGAAUUGCAUGGUUCUCUUCCUGUCCGAGCCUCAUCUCAAUGGGGAAUGCUUAUCAUCUCCUUCUGUUGUUUAUCCUUCUAGUACACUGCUAUGGAGAAAUCAUUUUUGAAGAAAGGUUUGAGGAUGGAUGGGAAAGCCGAUGGGUGAAAUCUGACUGGAAGCGGACUGAAGGAUUAGCUGGAUCAUUCAGACACUCAGCUGGGAGAUGGCCUGGAGAUCCCGAGGACAAAGGAAUUCAGACACACACAGAUGCUAGGCAUUUUUCGAUUUCAGCAAAGAUCCCAGAAUUUAUCAACAAAGGCAGGACUUUAGUACUGCAAUAUUCUAUCAAAUUUGAACAAGAUAUAGAAUGCGGUGGUGGCUAUAUAAAGCUUCUUAGCGGCUAUGUAAACCAAAAGAAGUUUGGUAAAGAUACCCCAUACAGUGUAAUGUUUGGUCCUGACAUUUGUGGUACACAAACAAAGAAGCUUCAUGCAAUAGUGUCAUAUCAAGGUCAGAAUUAUCCAAUCAAGAAAGAGCUCACCUGCGAGACAGACAAACUUACACAUGUCUACACUUUUAUUAUAAGACCAGAUGCAUCCUACAGCAUCCUUGUUGACAAUAGAGAAAGGGAAUCUGGAAGCCUAUACACUGAUUGGGAUAUUCUUCCACCCCGUAAAAUUAAAGAUGUUAAUGCCAAAAAGCCUAAAGACUGGGAUGAUAAAGAGUAUAUUGAUGAUCCUAAUGCCACAAAACCAGAGGGCUAUGAUUCUAUUCCAAAAGAAAUACCAGAUCCAAAAGCUAAAGAGCCUGCUGAUUGGGAUGAGGAUGAAGAUGGGGUAUGGAAACGACCAAAGAUUCCCAAUCCAGCAUACAAGGGGCCUUGGAAGCCUAAGAAAAUUAAAAACCCCAAUUACAAAGGAAAGUGGAAGACUCCAUGGAUUGACAAUCCGGAAUUUGAAGAUGAUCCAGAUCUUUAUGUGCUCAAGCCUUUGAAAUAUAUUGGGAUUGAAGUCUGGCAGGUAAAGGCAGGCUCAGUCUUUGACAAUGUUCUGGUCUGCGAUGACCCUGAAUAUGCUCGACAGGUUGCUGAGGAGACAUGGGGAAGAAACAAGGAGUCUGAAAAGGAGGCUUUUGAUGAGGCAGAGAAAAAGCGGCAAAAAGAAGAGGAAGAGGAAGCUGAAAGGGCAAGAAGAGAGGGUGAACGGAGGAGAGCAGAACGCGAUCAUGAUCGAGGAUAUCGUGAUAGAGAUCGCAUGAGGGAACGGAUGAGGAGGAAACACCGAAGGUAUGAUGACUAUGAUGACUAUCAUGAUGAGCUGUGAUUCUCUUCCCUAUAAUAAUUGCAUUAUGAAGCAGAAUGGAGAGAAUUUGCUUAUGGUGGCUCCAAAAUCCAUGUUCUCAUCUCUCAAUUAUUGACUAGUAUUCGAUUGGUUCAUACAUGCGGAUGCUCAAUGUGUUUUAGAGUCGAAGGAACUCUUUUACAUGAUGAGAAAAUUGUUGCUGUUGAAUGUCAUUGAACUAUAUCUGUGUGCUACAGUAAUAGUUUAUAAAAGCAAUUAUGACAUUUCUUUAGUUCAGAAGAAAGUAACCAUUUUGUAAUAAUGUUCAUUCAGAGGCUUUUAGAAUAUAGUUAAUGCCGAUCUUUUUAUAACUGGAA